Molecule: messenger RNA, 1334 nt
Organism: Emys orbicularis (European pond turtle)
Lineage: Eukaryota; Metazoa; Chordata; Testudines; Emydidae
Gene: CCDC28A
Product: coiled-coil domain containing 28A
Exons: 6
Coding region: 115-669 (184 amino acids)
Source: RefSeq, a predicted model, not a curated record
CGUUGCUUUCUCACGUGAAGAGUGCGUCACUUCCCUAAACACGCUAGGAAACCGGUGAAACGGGAAGCUGCGCAGAUAAGAAAUUAGUCUGAGCGCAAUAGUUAACCAGCGGAAAUGGAAGAAAGGAAAAUCAAGAGGAGGAGCCCCAAAUCAUCCAGUAGUCACCCAACUCAGGUUGCUAAUGCCAAGAAAAAUUCUGUGCCGGUCAGUAAAAGUACAGCAUUUUCAAAUCCUGCACCACAAGCAAAUUCACAAAGACCAAAGUUAAAAAGAGGAAUAAAAGAAAAAGCCAAACCUCCAGGAGGGGAAGGAAAAGGGGCACAGGCAGCUCCAAUACAGCACUCUUUUCUCACAGAUGUAUCAGAUGUGCAAGAGAUGGAGAGGGGACUUCUGAGCCUUCUAAAUGAUUUCCACUCUGGCAAACUUCAAGCAUUCGGAAAUGAGUGUUCCAUAGAACAGAUGGAACAUGUGCGGGGGAUGCAGGAGAAGCUAGCUCGCUUGAAUUUGGAACUCUAUGGGGAGUUGGAAGAACUUCCUGAAGAUAAAAGAAAACUUGCCAGUGACUCCAAUUUGGAUAGGCUGCUAUCAGAUCUGGAAGAACUGAAUUCUUCUAUACAAAAACUUCAUUUAGCAGAUGCACAAGAUAUCCCAAAUACCUCCACCAGCUAAAAGUGUAGAUUUUUUUGAUUUAGAGACCUCUCCAAGAAGUCAUGUCUUUAUUUUUCCAAUGGAAUCUAGAUUCUUACUCAUUUUCCACAACAAAAAAUUAAAAUGCAAAUGCAAGUGAUUAUUUUCACACAUUCCUGUUAGCAGAUUUGAGCACUGCGCUAUAUCAGGGUUGGAAUCUAUUGAUCUAACUGCAAUGGUGUGCUGCUAUGCUUUGUAUUAAUGCCUUAUUUAAUAUAAAGUGUUUGGGGAAAACUUGAAAGUACAUUCUCAGUGUUGUUCAUAUAUCUGUUGGAUUUAUAUAUGUACAUAUUAUAUGUUCACUAACAUUACUCCAAUUUUGACAAAGCUAGCAGUGACGUUUUUUUGUAGCUGCCUUCCUGCCUAGUAUGUAGACAAUCUGAACACCCUUUAGAGUGUUUUGUUCACCAUUAAAUUAUGCCAUACACUAUGUUAAAAAGUGUAGCAUCUGUUUAAUUAUGGUCAGAGAAAGAGCUCUUGUAUGGUCUCAAUUUUUACAAAGUCAAUUUUUUCCCUUGCUCUGUCAACCACUUUAAAAUUUCACCCAGUUAGAAUUGGAAUACAUACUGGAAGUCCAUGUCAUUUGGCUUUGACAAUUUUGAAUUUUCAGCAAUACUUAAACACUGUCACUCCAUAAUAAAUCCAUU